AGCUUGUACAUUGGCGACCCUUACCAAGCCAGGUCAUUUUGUGCAUUGUCCAUUGAGGUCUCGAUUGAGGUGCAGUGCAGCAUGGCUAGUUUCUUACUCUCUAAGCCCGAGAUAGACUACAUUGUGGACGGGGUUAACUCAAACUACAGAGCAGAUGGACGAACCUGUAAGGAUUAUAGACAUUUUAAUAUUCAAACUGGAGUUGUUUCCAACACAAGUGGAUCUGCAAAGAUUCAAUUGGAUCGUACAGCUGCUGUAGUGGGUGUGAAGGCUGAGCUUGGAUCACCCCUCCCCAUGUCACCUGGCAAAGGACGACUUGAGUUCUUCAUCGAUUGCUCUGCUCUGGCGAGUCCCGAGUUUGAGAACAGAGAGGGGGAGGAGCUUGGUCAGCAUCUGGCCAGGAGACUAGUGGAGGCCUAUCACAACACAUCGGCUAUCGACCUCUCUCAGCUCUGUGUGAUUCCCGGGCAACAGUGUUGGAUACUCUACGUGGAUGCUUUGGUACUAGAGUGGAGUGGUGGUGUUCUGGACGCCCUCUCUAUGGCUGUAUGGGCUGCUCUCUCCACCACACUGAUCCCUAAGCUCACUGUGACUGGAGAGGGGGAGGAGUUAGAGAUUGAGGUCUCUGAUAAUCCUCAUGACUCCACCAAGAUAGAUGUCUCCAAAGCACCCGUUGUUGUCACUCUCACACAGGUUGGCCGUGAGUAUCUGGUGGAUGCCAGUCAAGAGGAGGAGGCGUGUUCCUCUCUACGUGUUGCCAUGGGAGUGGACAGAGAGGGUCAUGUGACCAGUGCCAACAAGGAGGGCGAUGGUGGGAUCCCCUAUCACAAGAUGAACGACAUUGUCACAUUGGGGGUUGAUGUGGGCAAGCAAGUGUUCCAGCGAUUGGAUUCUCUAGUGCAGAAACAGCUGAGUAGUGAUACUAUGGACACUACCGAACAAACAAUGUUUAGGUGACGCUCAUUUCGACACAUUAUUCAAUAAUGACACUUACAUAGUUCUGUACAUUGUUUUCACGAUGCUAUUGAAACAAAAACAACUUCUCAACACUUA
Molecule: messenger RNA, 1053 nt
Organism: Halichondria panicea
Lineage: Eukaryota; Metazoa; Porifera; Demospongiae; Suberitida; Halichondriidae
Product: exosome complex component RRP42-like
Exons: 6
Coding region: 82-957 (291 amino acids)
Biological process (GO): U4 snRNA 3'-end processing; U1 snRNA 3'-end processing; nuclear polyadenylation-dependent mRNA catabolic process
Cellular component (GO): nuclear exosome (RNase complex); cytoplasmic exosome (RNase complex)
Molecular function (GO): mRNA 3'-UTR AU-rich region binding
Source: RefSeq, a predicted model, not a curated record